UGUUGUGGAUCCGGGGCAGGCGCAGCAUGGAGCCGGCGGCGGAGGGCGACGCAGAGAUACUGGGGGCACCCGACCCGCAGCUGGCGGCCACCAUGGGAUUCUCGGGCUUCGGGAAAAAAGCUCGGACUUUCGACCUCGAAGCGAUGUUUGAGCAAACGAGAAGAACUGCAGUAGAGAGGAGCAGGAAGGUCCUGGAGGCCCGUGAAAGAGAAAAGGAAGACCAGACUGAAAAGGAGUUCAGAAUUCCCUGUGCUGAGCCAUCAGCUUCAGCAUCCAGUGCAACAGGAGCUGGGUCCACAUUAACUGAAAGACAGACAGCCAGUAGUGAAAGUGAGGACAGCUCAAAUGAAGAGUUAACUGGUCCUUCCAUGCAAUCCCAGGGUUCUGCUAAAGGUGCAGCUGAGGAUACUGAUGAUGAUGAUGAUGAUGAGUUCAUUGGGCCACCACUUCCACCUGGGUUCAAGGAUAGUGAUGACGAUAAUGACAAUGAUGAUACAGAGGAGGAAGAUAAUAACCCUGUCAAGAAAAUUCCAGAUUCUCAUGAAAUUACACUCCAACAUGGAACAAAGACAGUUUCUGCUUUGGGGUUGGACCCUUCAGGUGCUCGUUUGAUAACCGGUGGAUAUGACUAUGAUGUAAAAUUUUGGGACUUUGCUGGAAUGGAUGCCUCUCUCCAAGCUUUUCGGUCACUCCAGCCUUGUGAAUGUCACCAAAUCAAAGCCUUGCAGUAUAGCAGCACAGGAGAUGUCAUUCUCGUUGUCUCUGGUAACUCUCAGGCAAAAGUUCUUGACAGAGAUGGCUUCCCAGUAAUGGAAUGCAUAAAAGGAGACCAGUACAUUGUGGAUAUGACAAACACAAAGGGUCACACAGCAAUGCUCAAUUCAGGCUGUUGGCAUCCAAAAAUAAAGGAAGAAUUUUUGACAUGUUCUAAUGAUGGAACUGUGAGGACAUGGGAUGUUAACAAUGAAAAAAAGCACAAAAGUGUAUUUAAGCCGCGAUCAGUUCAAGGGAAACGGGUGAUUCCUACAACUUGCACAUACAGCAGAGAUGGUAAACUUAUUGCAGCUGGCUGUCAAGAUGGCUCUAUCCAGAUCUGGGAUAGGAAUAUGAGUGUACAUACGAAGUUCCACUGCAGGCAAGCCCAUGCUUCAGGCACUGACACUUCAUGCUUGACAUUUUCCUACGAUGGUACUGUCCUUGCCAGCCGGGGAGGAGAUGAUACCUUAAAGAUAUGGGAUAUUAGACAAUUUAAAAAGCCUCUUAAUUCAGCAGAUGGACUGCCCAGCUUCUUUCCAAUGACAGAUUGUUGUUUCAGCCCAGAUGAUAAAAUACUUGUCACAGGCACUUCUGUUAAGAAAGGUGGUGGCAGUGGGAAGCUCUUUUUCUUUUAUCGUGAGACAUUCCAGAAGUUGUACGAGAUAGAAGUUACCGAUGCAAGUGUUGUGCGUUGCCUUUGGCAUCCCAAGCUGAACCAGAUCAUGGUUGGUACUGGAAAUGGCUUAGCCAAAGUGUACUAUGAUCCUGUCAAAAGCCAAAGGGGAGCAAAAUUAUGCGUGGUCAAAACAAAACGAAAAGAGAGACAAGCAGAGACUCUUACACAGGAUUACAUUAUAACACCCCAUGCGCUUCCAAUGUUCCGUGAGCCACGACAGCGAAGCACCAGGAAACAGCUGGAGAAGGAUAGGCUGGAUCCCCUGAAGUCUCACAAACCUGAACCUCCCGUAGCAGGAGCAGGUCGGGGUGGGCGUGUUGGAACCCAUGGAGUCACCCUGUCAUCAUACAUAGUCAAGAAUAUUGCACUGGAUAAGACAGACGACAGCAACCCUCGGGAGGCUAUUUUACGUCACGCAAAAGAAGCAGAGGAGAAUCCAUACUGGGUUGCUCCUGCAUAUGCUAAGACACAGCCAAAAACAGUUUUUGCAGAAGUGGAACCAGAAGAUGAUGAAACAGACAAGCCAGAGUGGAAAAAACGUAAAAUUUGAAAAAAAAAAAAUUGGUUUAAAGAAUAAUAUUAGAGCACUUGAGACAAAAUGAAACAUUAUUUCUUUAUUUUGGGUAGUGGAUCAAAAUUUGAAAGCAAAAAUUACUUCAAUUCAUAAAACUUGCUGCAUUAUAAAAGGGGAUUCUUGUACUUCACUGGCUUAAUCUCAGAUAGGAAUUUUGUAAUAAGGAAUUAAUUGUUCAAAUAACUCCUCUAUGUCAAGUUACUUAGCUUUGUGUUUGGAUUAAAAAAUAUUUCUUUAUAAAUAGUGAAUUCAUUAUAUCACCAAGUGUUUUUUUUUUCGUUACUGCCAAUCUUGCAAAUGCUUUGUCAUGACAGUGUUCAGUGAUUUUAAGUAUACCAAUAAAAUAAUGCAGUUUCUCAGAGUCCUUUUUAUUUUUUCCAGUUAAGUGCUAACAAAUUACUUCAUUCUUUACAAGUGCAGUGAAGUUUAGAUUAAUUAUUGUGGAAUAUUCCUGGUUAGCUAAUUCAUGUGUUCACAUGAGUUUGAAUUCAGUUCACACUCUGUGAAUUUUAGAAAACAUAUUUUCUAGUGUCCAUCCUUCUUUGCCUAAUGUUCCUUUUAAAUAUGUGUAGUAUCUCAAAGUAGUAUUGAAUACAGCUUUUAUUAAAAAAAAAAAAAAAGUAGAAUUGGAAUGGGCAAUUACAUAUUUUGAUUUAAUAAAAAUAAUGUGUUUAUUGCCUAGUUGGUGCAGAAUUUUGUGCAGUUUAUAUGUAUGGGUGAGUUUUAGGAUAGAGUAGAUCUACGUAGUUAAUACCAGGUCUUUACGUGUAUUGGCUUUGUUGUGUGCCUGAAUUAUGUAUAUCUGCCUCAUGCUCCCUGAAGACUGAUUCUAACCCUUAUAAAGUGUUACUUCUAAAUACUGAAA
Messenger RNA from Empidonax traillii (willow flycatcher), 2871 nucleotides. It is a transcript of the gene WDR70, whose product is annotated as WD repeat domain 70. The transcript is spliced from 18 exons. The record is from RefSeq and is a predicted model, not a curated record. Gene Ontology annotation, biological process: regulation of DNA double-strand break processing. Lineage: Eukaryota; Metazoa; Chordata; Aves; Passeriformes; Tyrannidae. Bases 27 to 1982 code for a protein of 651 amino acids. Gene Ontology annotation, molecular function: protein binding. Gene Ontology annotation, cellular component: site of double-strand break; nucleus.